AUGCAAAAAUGUACGAUCAGGUCCAUUGCAAAAGAGACAACCUCUAGGAUUAGUGGAUGUAUCAGUGCUCAUGAAAGGGAAUCAAAAGGUGAGAAAACAAGCAGUUCAUUCGUCAACCGCAUGCAAUAUGGAACCGGGAAGGUGUGGUUGAGACAAGCAUGGAAACCCUACGCUAUUGUUGUGUUCUCCAACACGUGUAUUUUGGAGAACAUAAAUCAUAAGGAGAAGGAGAAAAUUACAAAUGGAAGCUACGGGGAAGGAGCAGAGUACAAAGACAGAGUUUCAUACAGUAAACAACUAACCGACUCUGAAGCAGCUUCAUUCACGAGCAUCUCUUACAUAGAUGGAGACAAGUGGCUUAAUCAAACUGACCUACCUCUCCACGGUUAA
Molecule: messenger RNA, 390 nt
Organism: Arabis nemorensis
Lineage: Eukaryota; Viridiplantae; Streptophyta; Magnoliopsida; Brassicales; Brassicaceae
Source: the annotation of a GenBank genome assembly